ACAAAAAAUUAUUCGCAAACACAAAAAAAAUUGUUAGUGAAGAACAAAAUGGAUAAUAAUGGUGGUGGGAGCUCAGGCAAUGAACAAUACACUUCCGGAGACGCCAAGCAAAAUGGGAAGAGGACUUGUCAUCGCCAUACCCCUCAACAGAUCCAAAGACUUGAAGCUUAUUUCAAGGAAUGUCCCCAUCCUGACGAAAGACAACGAAACCAAUUAUGUCGAGAGCUGAAACUCGAGCCUGACCAAAUCAAGUUUUGGUUUCAGAACAAGCGAACUCAGAGCAAAACUCAAGAAGAUAGAUCCACUAACGUAUUACUUCGUGGAGAAAACGAGACUCUCCAAAGUGACAACGAGGCAAUGCUCGAUGCAUUAAAAAGUGUGCUCUGUCCAGCUUGUGGAGGCCCUCCUUUUGGCAGAGAAGAACGCGGACACAAUCUCCAAAAACUGCGUUUCGAAAACGCCCGCCUUAAAGAUCACCGUGACAGAAUCUCCAAUUUCGUAGACCAGCACAAGCCCAACGAACCAACCGUGGAGGACUCAUUAGCUUAUGUUCCUAGCCUUGAUCGCAUCUCGUACGGAAUUAACGGAGGCAAUAUGUACGAGCCAUCUAGCUCAUAUGGACCACCAAAUUUUCAAAUCAUCCAACCACGACCACUAGCCGAAACGGAUAUGAGCCUGUUGUCUGAAAUCGCGGCAAGUGCGGUUGAAGAGCUCAAGCGGCUGUUUUUGGCUGAGGAACAAUUUUGGGUUAAGUCGUGUAUCGACGAGACUUAUGUGAUUGAUACAGAGAGCUAUGAGAGGUUCUCGCAUGCAGUCAAACAUUUCAGCAGCACUACUGCUCAUGUCGAGUCGUCCAAAGCUGUCACGGUGGUUCAUGUAGAAGCGAUAAACUUGAUCCAAAUGUUCUUAGAUCCGGAAAAAUGGAAAGAGCUUUUUCCAACGAUUGUGAACAAGGCCAACACAAUUCAUGUGCUCGGAUCGGGGCUUCCUAUAAGAGGAAACUGCAAUGUUUUGCAAGUGAUGUGGGAGCAACUACACAUUCUGUCGCCACUAGUGCCAGCAAGGGAAUUCAUGGUCGUCAGGUGCUGCCAAGAGAUCGAGAAAGGGAUCUGGAUUAUUGCUGACGUGUCACACCGUGCUAACUUUGACUUUGGCAAUGCUGCUUGUUACAAACGUCCUUCUGGUUGCCUCAUCCAAGCCUUGCCCGAUGCUCACUCCAAGGUAAUGUGGAUAGAGCAUGUGGAAGUGGACCAUAAAUUGGAUACACAUAAGAUCUAUAGAGAUCUUUUAAGUGGCGGGUCAGGCUAUGGAGCUAAGCGUUGGAUCGUCACACUUGAGAGAAUGUGUGAGAGGAUGGCUCUCUCCUCCAUCCAAACCCUUCCUCCAAGUGACCGGAGCGAAGUCAUAACGACAGGAGAAGCAAGAAGGAGUGUAAUGAAAUUAGGUGAGAGAAUGGUGAAGAAUUUCAACGAAAUGCUGACCAUGUCCGGAAAAAUUGACUUUCCGCAGCAGUCGAAAAAUGGAGUGAGAGUCUCGAUUCGGAUGAACAUUGAGGCCGGUCAACCACCCGGUAUAGUUGUCAGUGCUUCGUCUUCUCUCGCAAUCCCUCUCACUCCUUUGCAAGUCUUCGCUUUCCUUCAAAACCUCGACACUCGUCAACAGGUUCUUUCUUGAUCUGCAUGAUCAUCAAAAUUUCUCAACUUAAAUCACGUAUUAACAACAAAAACGUUUACGUGUAACAGUGGGACAUUCUUUCCUAUGGAACCGUAGUCAAUGAGAUCGCUCGCAUUGUCACCGGGUCAAGUGAAACCAACUGCGUUACCAUUCUCCGGGUACAUGUAUAUCUCUCUCUCUUCAACGGUCUUUUAACUAUUAAUCGUUUGUUGGCAAAUUAUAUAACUCUAAUAACCUAUAAUCGUCGUACAUGUGUAUAUAUACAUUAGCCAACGCACGAAGAGAAUAAUGACAAGAUGGUGGUUCAAGACUCAUGCAAGGAUGAUAUGUUGAUGCUGCAAGACUGCUACAUGGACGCCUUGGGAGGCAUGAUCGUGUACGCUCCUAUGGACAUGGCUACAAUGCAUUUCGCUGUCUCCGGCGAAGUAGACCCUUCCCAUAUCCCAAUCCUUCCAUCUGGUUUCGUCAUCUCAAGCGACGGCAGGCGAUCCACGGUGGAGGACGGUGGAACCUUACUCACGGUGGCCUUUCAGAUCCUUGUCUCUGGAAAGGCCAAUAGGUCGAGAGAGGUGAAUGAGAAGUCGGUGGACACAGUGAGUGCUUUGAUCAGCUCCACUAUUCAAAGGAUCAAAGGUUUGCUCAAUUGUCCUGAAUGUUGAGUGAGGGAAUAUGCUGUGGAAGAUUCUCUUUUGUUUUUGUUUUGUUUUGAGAUAUUUCUGUCGGGGGAUUUUAUGACCUCGAUUGGUUAUGAUGGUUUUAUGGACAUGCUUUAAGUCUUAAGAUAUUUCCGAUCGGUAAGAUUACAGACCGAUUGAUGAAAGUAAUAAAACAACCCAUCCUAUCAUGGGUUUUUCUU
Molecule: messenger RNA, 2530 nt
Organism: Arabidopsis thaliana (thale cress)
Lineage: Eukaryota; Viridiplantae; Streptophyta; Magnoliopsida; Brassicales; Brassicaceae
Gene: HDG8
Product: homeodomain GLABROUS 8
Exons: 8
Coding region: 49-1674 (541 amino acids)
Cellular component (GO): nucleus
Molecular function (GO): DNA binding; lipid binding
Source: RefSeq, marked reviewed